AUGAACAUGGAUCCGCUGCUGCUCAACGACACGCUUGAGAACUGUUUUCGGCCGCCGGAGACCGAGAUCUACAGAAUAUUCUCGACGACCGUUAAUGGCUACAUGACGACGGCGCUUGUCAUCCUCGGCACGAUCGGAAAUAUUCACGGAGUGCGACGAGUUCAAGUAACCAAUCUCGAUAAGAACCGAGGAGUCGUGUUGGCCGUGUCGUUGAUAGCAUUGGCCAUCUGGGAUACGGUACUGUUGUGGUGUGCGUUUUUCUACUACGCAAUUCGAAAACUGCCGAUCGCUAUCAAUUCCGAUUGGCUGAACAUUCUUAUGCCAUGGUUUCAUCCAUUCUCACAGAUUGCCAAUACGGCAGCGACGUGGUGUGUCGUUGCUAUCACUUGGCAGCGAUUUAUGGCCACAAGGGAUCCGUUCAGGACCCCGAGGUCAGCAGCACUGGUGCAGUCGUUCCGUAGUGAACGACGGAUAUCAUUCAUGUACUGCUCGACGUAUCGACGUCUUCUUCGAAUGCCUAUAGCGCUUUCGAUUGGAGCCGUCUUGUUGAACAUUCCUGCAUUUUUUGAACUUUACAAUUAUAUGUGCUACAAGCUGGAGGAAAAUCGCAUAGCGAUUUCU
Ostertagia ostertagi is the source of this 621-nucleotide messenger RNA. NCBI's taxonomy places the organism in Eukaryota, Metazoa, Nematoda, Chromadorea, Rhabditida, Trichostrongylidae. The record is from the annotation of a GenBank genome assembly.